Molecule: messenger RNA, 397 nt
Organism: Lineus longissimus
Lineage: Eukaryota; Metazoa; Nemertea; Pilidiophora; Heteronemertea; Lineidae
Product: endothelin-converting enzyme 1-like
Exons: 4
Coding region: 14-397 (127 amino acids)
Biological process (GO): protein processing
Cellular component (GO): plasma membrane
Molecular function (GO): metalloendopeptidase activity
Source: RefSeq, a predicted model, not a curated record
GCAGUUCGACAAUAUGACCGUCUACAUUCCUCGGGAAAAUAAACGUUUCAAUGUAUCUGGUAACCUAACCCUCUCCGAAAACAUCGCCGACGCAGGGGGCAUCCGUGCAGCCUACCGGGCUUAUGAGUCAUGGAGAGCAGGGAACGGCGCGGAAGCGAUGUUGGUGGGGAUGCCAGGCUCCAUGACGUGGAAGAAACUGUUUUUUCUCGCAGCAGUCCAGCCAUUCUGUCAGGAGAGCACCGGGCUGUUCAUGCUGUACAUUACCAGAGUGGGACCUCACACUCCAUCAAUGGCAAGAGUCAAGGGAUUGGUGAUGAAUACCGAUGACUUUUCCUCAGCCUUUCAAUGUCCCAAAGGCAGUCCGAUGAAUCCUACGGAAAAAUGUCAAUUGUGGUAG